This is a messenger RNA of Rhopalosiphum maidis (corn leaf aphid), 464 nucleotides long. RefSeq lists its product as uncharacterized. Bases 98 to 433 code for a protein of 111 amino acids. The record is from RefSeq and is a predicted model, not a curated record. The transcript has a single exon. Lineage: Eukaryota; Metazoa; Arthropoda; Insecta; Hemiptera; Aphididae.
ACAAAUUAUUUAUAAAAAAUAUUAUUAUUUAAUACUUAUUGCUAUGCAUAAUAUAUAAACAACAGUCCAGUGGUAAUAAAACCAAACAUUUAAAAAUAUGGAAGAUUAUAUUUAUGAAUUUAAUUCCAAUUUUCGCACACAGAGUCCAUCUGCAGAGUAUAGUCAUAAUUCUAUUGAAUUUGGAGCUAAUGUAUUACCAAUUUAUUUAAACAUUAAUGACCAAAAAAAUCCAGAUUACAACCCUAAAUGUACUGCAAUGAUAUUAGACUUUGGUUCUACUCCACAAGAUGUUGGUGAAAUAUGUUUUAAAAAUUACUAUACAUACAUAAUUUCAGUUUUGGUUAUGAAAAUAUCAAAUACUGAUCCGAAAAAAAUAAAAAAAUGGUACAUAGCUAUAAGACAAAAGGUUGUAUACACGUUUUAUAUUUUGUAGCAAACAUAAAAAAAUUCAGUAAGAAAUAAAA